Molecule: messenger RNA, 10238 nt
Organism: Venturia canescens
Lineage: Eukaryota; Metazoa; Arthropoda; Insecta; Hymenoptera; Ichneumonidae
Exons: 11
Coding region: 507-7802 (2431 amino acids)
Source: RefSeq, a predicted model, not a curated record
CGUGUAUGGAAGCGGCGUGUGUGUAUUAUUAAAUACAGUGGAGUUAUAUACAGCAGCGGCAGCAUUCACUUGAACGUACAGUGUCGAACAACCAGUCGUGAAUUGUCGGUGUGAGAUGAGUCGUGAACAAUAACAUCGUACAGGCGGUUGUGAAACUCGAUGAAUAGCGAAGAUUUGAUCAUCCGUGUCGACGAUUUCAUCUUGUGACGUGCGUGUUAUAUUCCCGAGUGAAGAUGAAUUUAUUGCCAUCACGAUAAACGUGCAGUUAAAUAUCGCGAGUGAAGUUCUCAUUGUUAUAUCGUGAAAAUAUUUCAUCAAAUUGUGCUCAGUGCGAUAUCGAAUGAUCUCUGGAUUAAUUAUUCCUACGGAUUUACCUAGUGGAGCAUAGAAAACAAAACAGACGACGGCGAGGAUCCUUGAUGGCCGGAAUAGAAGAAUAUGAAAUCAGAUAGUUGAUCUGAUACAAGAUGUGAAUCCUUGCGAAAGAAAAUAAAAGAAAAGCCACGAUGAGCGAAGAAGUUGUAUUCAAGGCGUUGUCUUCAGGGAACAGUGGCGCGACUCCCCAUCCUGAUGGCGACGGCCACCCCCCGGUGAUCAAUGCGCAACCGCGAUUCGGACGUUCGAAAAUAUUGGCCAGAGAAGAAUUGAUGUACGCGAACCAUCAAACUCCUCAGCAACAAUAUCAGUUGCGAACAAACUCUGGUCCGGGUUACCGUGGUCCAUUGCACAAAAAUAUUGGAACCCAGAGCUCCGUUCCGGUAGAAAAAUUGAGUCAGGAGUAUCCUCAAAAUAGUGUUCGUCGAACGAGCGCUGCUGGGCCGAGGCGACUCCUAGCCAAAGAUCAAAGUGCCAUUGAGGAUGACAGUCCCCUUCAACGCUACGAGAACGCAUUGUCUCGGUACCGAAAAACAGCAUUGGGAGGUGCGAGUGGUUCGCGUAAGGAACGCCGGGAAGCUCUGCAGAACAUCGGCAACAACGGAUACUCGAGCAGUGAUGAAUCGGAAGGGGCGAUUUCUCGAUACCACAAAUCCAAGAGCACGAGUUCCAUAGACACACAGUCGGUGAACAAUAUACUGGACGAGUACGAAGAUCUCGAUUACGGAAGGUCCUCCGAUCUGAGCGAUUCUGGCAGCAUAAGCGUGACCAACUUCGAGGUCGUUAUGGAUCAACGAAAGCGACAACAACAGCAACAACAGCACACCCAGCUGGAAAGGUCCAAAGAGACGGUCGCUAGAGAGGAGGACGUCUGCAAGGAACGCGAAGGACAGCCGCAUCACGAUCAACGGGCGAAAAACAUGAGCGAGAAACUCGAUCCAAUCUUCAAGGUUAAUCAGCAGACUCAAGUUCGUCAGAGGUCACGAGACAGACAAAGUAACCCUGCCAGUAGCGUUAAUACGACGAAGGAGAGCGGCAACAAGCUGCUCAACUCUGGGAACGAGGACCACGCGAGAGGAUCGAAACAAGAUGCCACUUCCGGGGUGACGAGCGAGAACCGAUGCGCCAUGGAGAAUCUCACGGUAAUGAAGCAACCGCCAGAAGUUUUAUUGCGCAAGGGUGAGGUACAAAAACGCGUUGACGAAUGGCUCAAUCAAACCCAAGCCCAAAACUUCGCAGGUGCCAACAGUGGCAAACGUGACUCCGGGAGACCCGCCGUUGCUUUGGUGAGAUCGAGCAGCAGUGCCGAGUCGAAGAAUCUACGAAGGUCUAGAAACGAUGCAAGAUCUAGAUCGACCGAUGAGAAUGGCAGUGACAAGCUGAACGGUACAGCCAGCUACGAUGACAUCAAUCGCACCGAGGUCGUGCGCUCCGAACGUAAACUCGAAAGACCAAAGAACGUUGCAACCAUCAACGCUAGUAGAGGAACUUACAAAGAUUAUCUGGCAGGUCGGAACAGAUCAAGACAUCCGACCGAUUACGGAUUCGUCGGACACGGAAGUAACGCCAGGCCCGGUGAGUCAAUUUCCGGAAAUUCUAAAAUACCUCAGAGGGGUCCAGCUAGCGUCAGGAGACGCGAAGUUUCGAGCGACCGUAAUACGACGACGGCGAACGAAACAAUGAACGUGACAGUCCCUUCAGCCGCGGUCACGUUGCAGCAUGAAAAGAAUUCGUUACAGUGCUCGAGAUUCGGUGCUGUUGAAGCGAGAAAUACGAGCGGUGGUUUUGGCAAGACGAGAACGGAGCAAGCAUCGUGCAACGGUGGAACGACAGUCUCGCCAGGGAUCUUGGCGAAUGGACGCGCGGCUUCUUUCAAGCGUGCUCGAAGCCAAGAACGGAACAACGCGAUAGCCUCCGGCCGUAAUACCGGUGCGCUGCUUAAGGAAGAUCAGCAAUCCACCACGGGCAAUUCAAGAACGAGAAGUGGCUCGCACCACCACCAACACCACAACCAGCUCGUAUCAAAGGGCCAACUCUCUAGAGCGGAUCAGCAGCAAAAGCAGCAGAACAACGUGACCUCGCCAAAUAAGGUCGGAGAAAGUAGGCGCUUGCUCGUUGCCAGUCGAGAGCCACGAGUGCACGGAGAUCCGACCGAGCAAGUUUGUAAAUCCGCUGAAGAAUCGAUCAACUCGACGCACCAACAACCCGAGUUCUUAGAGACCAUUGAAAAGCAGCGAGAUAUCCUCCAGACGCAAGAGACAAAUAUUGCUAAAUGUCCAUUAAGCUGCAGAUCAGGUACCGAAGGCACGAAGGACUUGGUGCCAAAUUCUGGUGACUCGAUGACUGAGAAUUCCACCUUCAAUACCGGACUGCCUGGUAUCCGUGGCCGCGGCGACUCGAAAACACCGAAAUCGAAGUUUCUUCAGGGAAAUUCAGCUGGGAUCGAGCCUCGAAGGCCUCCAGCUCCUCCGAGGAGGGACCAAAGUAGGCGCGAUAGGACAGAAGAAGCCCCGACCGACGAACGUCAAGUGACGGAUGAGCCUUGCUCCAGUUUCAGGCCAAGCAAAAGAAUUUUUUCGCCUCAUCACCAGUUCAAUGAACACACCACUUUUUCUACUAAUUCCGACAAUCGAGGAGCCACUUGCGAGUCGUCCAAGUCUCAUUACGCCUCGCCAAAGCAGGUUGAAAAGAUUUACGAGAGAACCCUUCAACCUCAAGUUAUUCAUUCUAACGACCUUGAAUCAGUUUUGAAACCGGUGGUUCGAGCCUCGGCUUACGGGGAGAGCGGUGAAAAUGACACGACGAAAAUCAUCAAAGAACAACCAUGGUUAACCGAUAACACGAUGUUCGAUGGGACCCUCGACGAUUUCCACGACAGACUAGGCAACGAAAAUAAAAUGAUCGAAAGCCCGAAAACUACGAGAUUCCCAGAAAUUGGUUUGGACCAAUGUUUAAUGGUGCAACGCAGGAAUCCAAGCACAAAAAGUACGAGCAAGGAUUCGUCCUUGGAAAAGAGAGGGAUGCCGACGAUACACACGAAAUGUUGGGAUCAAGACUCCAUAGUUGAACCUGCCAAGACCUUUGGAACCUUUCAACCCACCAACUCGACACAGGCUUCCAGCCAUUUGGACGAGCGAAUAGAAAAGAUCGACGCGCCUGCGUACAACCCGGACAUGCACGAAGGUAUGAUUCUGGAGGUCACCACAGAACCGACUUAUCAAGAACCAGAUCUCAUCCCAAAGCUCAAAGUAUCUUUGAUCGAUAGUUAUGAGGCUCGGAGCACGCUACGGUUGGACAGAAAUUUGACGAGUGGCAGUGCAAAAUAUCCAGAAGCACAAACUCAAAAUCAAGGAGAUCCACAUCGCGACAGCGCAGGGCCCAGGAUCUCACCGUGGCCGCAAGAGCCGAAAAUUUCUGGGGCAGAAGAAAAGAAGUCGGUUGCUCAAGACAGCGAUGGCAGUGAACUGAGGCCAAUAGUGAAUGAAGUUUUAGUGAAAAAUCUUCGGUUUCAGCAAGAUUUGCCAAAACCAGAUUUCCAGAAUGUCUUUAGAUCACCAAAGCCAUUCAACUUCAAUAGCGUACUGAGUGACGACUAUGACAAAAUUCAUGCCGAUGACUGUGCCGCGAAAGAGAAAGAAGAGUGUAAAAUUUAUGUGACCAAAGAAGAAAUGGAGAGGCAGAGAUUAAUGGAUUUGCUGAAGCGGGGAGAUUUCGAGUCGGUUAAACUGGAAUUGGAGAGAAGUUACACGCUGUCGACGCCAGGCGGAGGGAGUCCAGUAUGCUGUCCACCUUGUAGUCCACCUCCGGCACCAGCGGCUUACAUAUCCAGCGUGCGAGCGUCGUCAAGACGGCUCCCAACGGGGAAUGGACUCAGUCCAACUUCUCCCGACAGAGAUCCUCUAGCGAAACUACUAAGAUAUCUGAAGACUUUCUACAGAGAACUCGGUACGAGGGACCCUCGACACCUACCACCAUGGGCAUCGCCAUUACCUUUGGGAACUCUGUGCCCAGCUCACUUCCAGCCUCAUCUUCAACUGGUUCACAAAAGCGAGCAGGAACAUCGAUUGGAAAACAUAAAAAUCGAUCAGAUAUUCGCCCUCGUUCGCUUGAGCGACGGAACGAUAUCGGAAGCACCAAGGCGUGUAGCAGUCGAAGGGGGUCCAGGAAGUGGAAAAACAACGCUGUGUUUGCGUCUUCUGCAUCACUGGGCGACCCAGGGUGACGGGCCUGCUCUGGCGUUCCUGGUUCCUUUACGAGAGUUGCGAGGCAGUCCACUGUUGAACUAUCUAGCGCGUGAGCUUUUUCCAAGAACAUCCGCUCUCGGUGAUGCGGUUGCGCAGGUCUGGCGAACGCUUCACCUCAUGGAGGAUCGAGUGUUGUUUGUUCUCGAUGGUUACGACGAGUGUCUCGGAGGCAGAGCAUCGCUGGGAGAUGCGGCGGAUCUGUUGGAGGGUCGUUUGUUUCCGGAUGCGCGAAUUCUGGUAACGUGUUCACCCAGCAAUUCGUCGACACUUUCACCGCUCGUGCAACGAAGAAUCCAUUUGGCUGGCUUGGAGUGGCCCCACGUUGAACGACUCUGCGUAGCUUAUUUCAUUCACAACGACCUCGCUGAGAAAGCCUGCGAAUUCCUUGAGGCGUUGAACGUUCAAUCGACCCCUGUUAAACAUCUGGUCCAGCAUCCACUCGGCUGGGUCAUGUUGUGCGCGCUCUAUCAAGACUCCGGUAGCUUGCCGAGCGAAUCGAGCGCCCUGGUUCAGGCAGCUAUCAAGUGCAUCGUUCGGCGGAGCCUCGACAGGCCUGUACCUCACGACGAGGAGAUACCAGGCCAUUGUCGAAAGAGGCUCGAAGACUUUGGAAAGUUGGCGUUAUCCGCGCUACGCGAAGGAAGGUGUUGUUACACGGAAGCUGAACUUCGGGCCCGAGGCGGUGGCAUCGAAGUCACGAGGUUGGGAUUCCUCUCGCGUGGAUUGAACUUCGGACAACGACGCAAAGCCGAUUUGUACACUCCCAUUCACAUGGCGGUAGCUGAAUUCCUGGCCGCUUACUAUCUCACAUCCGUUGCGCAAUAUUCCAACAUCCUGAGGCGCGAACUCGAAGGCCUUCCUUCCGGUAUUAUCGGACAUCUGGCCGGUCUCCUAGGACCCAAAACUCAUCUCAUAUUGAAUCAAUUAAGCCCUCUCGAAGUACCACCGAGGACGGUUUUCUCACUGCUCAAAGCAGCCGGUCCAUCCGACGGGAAUAUAUCUGCGGUUUGUCGACUCGUUGGCGCUGGUCCUGGAUUUGGACCUGCACCGAACGACCGACCUCCCGCACCUCUCGUCCAAACGUCCCCUCUCGAGCUCGAAGGAUGGACGAGAAUCCUCGAGAGCUCCGCCUGCACCCUCGAAGCUCUGGAGGUCGUAUUCCAAGUUGAACGCGGCUCCGAUCCCUCUUACCUCAAUGAUUUCUUCGAGGCACUAGCUGCCAAUGAAAGUGUCAAACUUGUUAGAAUUACGUCACUCCUUGGACAAGACUUUGCAGCUGAUGAAGCUCAGAGAUUGGCCGCCCAUCUCAAAUCCGUUCUCAGCAAAAAAAGACUCAACGACUUUGAACUCGUCAUCACUUGCCUUGAAGAAUCUGCUCACGACAGAUUAGAAUGCGUGGUGAAUGCCCUGUGCCGGGGGCUUAGUCACGCAUCGAAUAAUUUGGCACGUCUGGUUCUCGACAUGAACCUUUCCGGCGAGCAAGUUUCACGCGUCUGCGAGGCUCUUCGAGAUUGCGUUCAAGUUCAGGCCUUACAUUUGCCCCAUUUAAGCUGCGGCUGCGAAGGACUCGCCUCGGUGGCUGAACUACUUAAGGAGCGACCUCUGCUAGCCCUCAAUCUCGCCGGAAGCUGGGGCGCCAAAAACGAGGAUCCUUCGAGCUCCGGAAUUAGUAUGGGCUCAGGUUCAGGGUCUGGAAGCAGCGGAUGUGCUUCGAGCAAUCUUGGUACUUUGCCACUGAAUCGUUGCUAUUCGUCACUGCCGCGGGGUGCUCUUGCGGCCUACGGUAGUAUGACAAGGCCAGCGACCCUUCCACGAUUACCACUUGGCCUAGGGAUCGGUCCCAGUCCUGGCAACGGGAAUGCCCUACCGACGAACGAUCGAGAUCGCGAAAGCAACGGUAGCAGUAAGCGGAAUAGCGACAGCGUUCUGUGUCAUAGACUACCGCUUAUGCAUCCGCUCCCAACUUGUGACGUAACGAGUCAUCAGGGCACCGGAUUCCACGAAAUCUUCAACGCCAUAAGAGAACCGAACUGCAAGCUCAGAUCGUUGAACGUCUCCAAGUGUUUGCAAGGUGGUUUGGACGCUGGUUGUCUCGGAGAAACGAUAAGACGCGCCCGCUACUUGGACGCGCUCAGAGCUUCCGGAGCUUCGAGGCCAGCCGACGUAAUGCCACUUGUUCUCGCACUCACCGAAGCACCUUGUCUCCAACUCCUCGAUCUUGCUAGCCCUCGAUUAGCACUCGACGAUCAUCCCUCGAGACUUCUUUGCCACGCACUCGCGAGAAAUGGAACACUCCGGCUUCUCAGCCUCGAGGGCUGGACUUUCAGGAUAGAGGAGUCCGAUAGUUUGGCAGUCUUCUCAGAAUUACUGAUGUGCACGAGCGUCAGGGAAUUGAGCCUGUGCAAUGCACGUCUGCAUCUCGCCGUUCACGAGGGUCCACUCUCCCGAUUAGGUCGACGAGACGACGCCGGCGCUGAACUCUUAAGGGCUGCGCCACCCCCCGCUUGUCCCACAAUCGUGUUCCUCAGGCUGGCAGGUUUUCAAGUGACUGUCAAUGACAGACCGGCACUACGAGGACCUCUGUUGCUGCCCUUCUUGGCCGGUUUUACGUCGCUGAGUGAGCUCGAUCUCUCUUUGGAUAAGUCCGAAAUCGGUGGAAGCAGCAGUUCCCUGUUAUUCAUAGACGACAAAAUUCUCCAACAUUUUUUCGCUUGUUUCUCCUCGAAUUUCCGGAAUUUACAAUCAUUGAGGAUCAAUUACUGGCGCAUAAGUUUGGAGGACAGCGAACGAACGAUGCGACAAAUAUCGAAAAAUUUGAAACUCUGCAACUUGAGCUUCCUCAAAGCGAACGGUUUGAUAGUUACCGACAGCGCUAAGAAAAUUCAAAUGGAACACGUUUUUCUGCAAACUGUUUUAGCGAAUUUACAUAACUUGACCUGGCUCUGUCUCGACGGGGUUAAAUUAACGGAGAGUCAAGCUAGCAGCGUCGGCAAGUGCAUAAGAGACCGUUACCCGGGCACCGGUCUUGAAAUAAGCGCUAAAGACAUUCACGUUAAAUCAAUCAAAUCUCUCGUAUCAGCGAUCGAGGACGCUGGUAGAGCGGAAGUCGUUUAUACCGGCGGCUCCAGUUGCCGACUGAAAAUAACGAAGGUUCAAAAAAAUGGCAAACCCAAGAAAAAAUGAAUCGAGCCCCGCGGAAAUUGGAAAGAUAAAAAUGACAAAAAAGGUUUGAGCAAAAAGAAUAUAAUCGGAAAGUCAUGAUGGCUCGAUUUUUUACGAACAGAAAUAAACAGGAUUUGAAAGUCCUGACGAUUAAUUGCUCCCUCGGUAAAUCAAGUUUGCCGAAUUUCGAGCGGCCCCCUCGAGGCGGCUAUUUCAAGACGAUUUUUUAAGAAGUCUCGUCAGAAUUUUCCACGAUUAAAAUAGAGAAAAAAGAAACGUUUUUCAUCGCCGUCUUAAAUCGUCCAAUUUUUUCAUUCACUCGUUUAUUAAAUUUCGCAUCUUAACCCGAAGGCAUUGUACCAAAAUAUGAGGAGAAAAGGGACACAAGCAAUAAUCAGGUCUCGCGAUGAAUCAUGCGUCAUCGUCAUCGAACUUCGUGAUUGCUUCCAUUUUUCUAAAUCGAAGGGGAGAGAUUUCGAUCCGUCGCUGGACGAUUUAAAAUAUUUAGUGAAAGGUCGAUGAACUUACCGAGGAAUUCGUCGUCUCUGUUCAUUGGCAUAAUAAUUGAGAAGUUUAUCUCGCAAACAUGUGACCAAGACACACCCACGAAUAAUACUCGAAAAGAGGCUGUUGCAAAUAUAGAGGUACGUAUUGUUGUCAAAUUGAUAUGUAAAUGAUGCGAUUUGAAUUAAAAUGAGACGCGGCAGGUAAAGAAAAAGAGAAAGAGAGAGAGAAAGAGAGAGAGAGAGAGAGAGAGAAAGAUAUUAAUAUAUGAAUAUUAUUACAAUUAUUAUUAUGAUUAACAUUAUUAUUAUUGUAUCGAGAUUCACGAGAAUAAUGAAUGAUUCGUAGAGUGAAAGAAUCACAUUUUGAAAAAAGCUGUGUUGGCGUUGUUGCGGAUUUGAAAAUUUUAUUGUAUGCGCGCAGAUAAAUGAAUUAUUUAGUGAUUAGCACAAAUUUCUCCAGUGAGUUAUCAGAUGAAGAGGUUAUUUCAAAUAGAAACAGAGAGAUUUAUACUUUUCGGUGGUAAAGAAGAUGAAAAUUCAUUAGAUAUUUCGACGAUUUAUUUCGUUAACCAGAAUUCAAGCAGCUCUCUGUACGUUUUAGAAUAUCGAAGGUGAAAAUGAGAAUAUUUAAGAGAACAAAUAAGAUAGCCAUUGGCGAUAGAACAGAAGUAAAAUGUCCGCGAGGUUUUAUUGUAUAAAAGAAGAAGAAGAAAAAAUAUAUAUUAUUGAGUACCUUAUAAAAUCGACUGCCAAACAAAAUGCAUUAUAAAAUAGAUUUUCUUUCAUCGAAUAUCGCCAAAACGAUAUAUCAACACUAAUAAAAUCGUUGAAUUUAGUGUUUAAGAUGGUUCAAUAAUGUUUCUAUUAUGCAUAAAAACACACAAAAAGCUUACUGAAAUAUCGUAUCGAGCUGCACAUACGACGAUUUCGCAAACUCGUCCAAAACGUCUGAACUUUUCUUUGACUUUUCGUCACGCGCUUAUUUCCAAUGGAUGUAUGGGAGAAUAAAGAAAAAUAUCUGCGUUCGUACCCUCAGUAAUUUAUACCGAGUUUCUAAAAUAUAUAGAAACUUCCAAUAUUUAAAAAAUUCAGCUUUUUUCGAAUGCAACGUAUUAGAAACCCUUUGAACUAAUCACCGUUUCAGCUAAAAAUAAUAAAAAAAAUAUAAAAGUUUUAGUAAAAUAACAAAAUCGAUAAAUUUGCCUGAAUUUUCAUUUUAUCGAUAAUUUUUCAAACAACGAGAACACUUUUCAACGCAUGCAUGUUGUAACUGCGCCUCCUGUACAUCCUCAAAGACCAAGGAAAAAGAACGUUUGCGAUAUCUCCAUAUCUUAACGAGAGAAUACUAACGACGAUGACAAGAGAAUAUUUCGGCAUCUGUCAAACAACAAAUCUACGACGUUGAUGUAAUUAAGAGAAGAAAAAUAAACGAUUGAAUUCGCUGUUGGCGAAGUAGGUCGAAAUAAAAGAAAUAAUGUAAUGUGGAUUCAAACGUUGUUCCGAACGACUGAACGCUCGGGCACUGAGAUUUUUCGAUUUACGGGUGUUCGUCGAAUUUUUUUAUAUUUGAUAGUUUGCUAUGUAAAUAGAGAGUGUCGAUUUAAAAGCGUAAUCAAACACAAGAUCCAAUUGCGAAAAUAAAGAUUGCAAUCUAUUAUAAAUAUAUAAAUAUAUCAAUGAAAAUACAAAAAAUAUAUAUAUACAUACACGAUGUAUGGACAUUUGAUGUACGAGGAGUAUCAAUGUUUGCGAAAUAAAAAACAAGAGAGAGAGAAAGAAAAAAAACUAAAUCAGAAAUUUAGGAAAAAUCGCGCCAGCCAAUCUUCACACGAAUGAAACUCGAGAUACUACCACUUAGGAGCGUUUUUCGCCUCGAGUGCUUUUAUCAUAAAAUAUUUAUGUAUUUAUAUGUGUGCACAUAUCCUCGAAAUAAAUGUAAUAUGUGUUUGAA